AUAUUCUUCUCGAGCAUUUUCUCUCUCAGCAUAUUGUCUUUCUUUCCUGUUAUAAAACGAUUACUCAAAUUCUAUACAAACCAAUCGUUGCUACGCACAACUGCUGGAAGCUGCGUGCAAUGCGUAUUUAGUUUCUGAAUCUCGGUUUCACUAUGUAUACGCUGGCUCGAGAUUAAUCCGAUAAAGGCAAUCGGUUGGGUUCUUAUUUGUGCUUAACUUUGCUGAAAAUCCAAGUUUUCGCAUAUUCUUCAACGUUGUUUUUCGCCGACUGUUUGUUUGUUUCUCUGCAUUAGGAGUGGAUGCUAUAUGAGUUGGAAAUGGCUUCUAAAUCAGAUUAAGUUUUUGGAUUCUGAAUUGGUAACAGCUAAAUUCAGCGAUUGUUAUCUCAGUGUGAUUUAUGGAUGCUGAUAUUGGAGUUUGUGCGGUCAAGAAUAGUUGGGUAAACAGUAUAUUAAGUUGGCGGCACUUCUUGGUGCUGGCUAGUGAUAGUUUUUUCAAAUGGCUUCCUCCACUCUCAUUAGUGACUCUCAACCUUGGGAAGAGUUGAAGGCCCAUGUUGAUGAGAUAAAAAAGACCCAUUUACGUGAUCUAUUGGGUGAUGUCAAAAGAUGUGAAUCAAUGGCAGUUGAGUUUGAUGGAAUUCUGUUGGAUUACUCAAGGCAACAGGCUACUCUUGAAACAAUGAAUAAACUCCUUAAAUUGGCUGAGGCUGCAUCUUUGAAACAAAAGAUUAACAGCAUGUACAGCGGGGAACAUAUAAACAGCACAGAGAAUAGAUCAGUGCUUCAUGUAGCCCUUCGUGCACCAAGGGAUGCUGUUAUGCAGAGUGAUGGAAAGAAUGUCAUUCCAGAAGUUUGGAAAGUUCUGGAUAAGAUCCAAGAAUUCUCUGAGAGGGUCCGCAGUGGAUCUUGGGUUGGAGCUACAGGAAAGGCUUUGAAGGAUGUUGUUGCAAUUGGUAUUGGAGGCAGCUUCUUAGGUCCAUUGUUUGUGCACACUGCUCUUCAAACAGAUCCUGAAGCUAUUGAAUCUGCAAGAGGUCGUCAGCUACGCUUUCUUGCAAAUGUUGAUCCAAUUGAUGUUGCUAGGAAUGUCACAGGAUUGAAUCCAGAAACUACCCUAGUUGUGGUUGUUUCAAAGACUUUCACAACUGCUGAAACGAUGUUGAAUGCACGAACACUCAGGGAAUGGAUUUCAUCUGCCCUAGGGCCCUCUGCCAUAGCAAAGCAUAUGGUGGCAGUCAGUACAAAUCUCACGCUUGUGGAGAAAUUUGGCAUUGACCCAAAUAAUGCUUUUGCAUUUUGGGACUGGGUUGGUGGCCGGUAUAGUGUUUGUAGUGCUGUUGGAGUGUUGCCAUUAUCUCUACAAUAUGGUUUCUCAGUAAUUGAAAAGUUUUUAAAGGGAGCAUCCUGCAUUGAUCAACAUACACUUUCAGAACCUUUUGAAAGAAAUAUACCUGUGCUUCUGGGAUUGUUGAGCGUAUGGAAUGUUUCAUUUCUUGGAUAUCCUGCCAGAGCUAUCUUACCUUACUCUCAAGCCCUGGAGAAGUUUGCCCCACACAUUCAACAGGUUAGCAUGGAAAGUAAUGGAAAGGGGGUAUCAAUUGAUGGUGUUCCUUUACCAUUUGAAGCUGGUGAAAUUGAUUUUGGUGAACCAGGAACUAAUGGGCAGCACAGCUUUUAUCAACUCAUACACCAGGGGCGCAUUGUUCCUUGUGAUUUUGUUGGAGCUGUGAAAAGUCAACAACCAGUUUACCUGAAAGGUGAGGUUGUGAGCAACCAUGAUGAGCUAAUGUCCAACUUCUUUGCACAACCAGAUGCCCUUGCAAAUGGAAAGACCGCAGAGCAGUUGCAAAAAGAGAAUGUUGAUCCGCAUCUUAUUCCUCACAAGACAUUCUCUGGCAAUCGCCCUUCUCUCAGCCUUUUGCUUCCAUCACUGAAUGCUUAUAAUAUUGGACAGUUAUUGGCAAUUUAUGAGCACAGAAUUGCUGUAGAAGGUUUCAUAUGGGGCAUCAAUUCUUUUGACCAGUGGGGAGUGGAGCUGGGAAAGUCAUUGGCCACUCAAGUCAGAAAGCAACUUAAUGCAUCUCGAACGAAAGGAGAACCAGUUCAGGGAUUUAAUUUCAGUACUACAAGAAUGUUAACAAGAUAUCUCAAGGAUAGUGCUGAUGUUCCGGCAGAUCUUCCAACUCGUUUACCGCGGAUUUAAAUGUCUUUUUGCGAGCUAUGUUUGUUUUGAAUUUGAUCAAAACCAAAUAUGAAUCCUGCAGCCGUGAUGCAGGCAAUUUGUUUUAUAACUCUUUUUGUAACCUGUGAAUUCUGAUUGUAUUUAACAUGUUACUGAUUGUCGUUUGAAAUAAUUUAUGGACUCGACAUAUUCUCAAGCA
Messenger RNA from Prosopis cineraria, 2383 nucleotides. Its product is annotated as glucose-6-phosphate isomerase, cytosolic. The transcript has 24 exons. NCBI's taxonomy places the organism in Eukaryota, Viridiplantae, Streptophyta, Magnoliopsida, Fabales, Fabaceae. The record is from RefSeq and is a predicted model, not a curated record. Gene Ontology annotation, molecular function: carbohydrate derivative binding; monosaccharide binding; glucose-6-phosphate isomerase activity. The coding region runs from base 499 to 2205 and encodes 568 amino acids. Gene Ontology annotation, biological process: glucose 6-phosphate metabolic process; glycolytic process; gluconeogenesis. Gene Ontology annotation, cellular component: cytosol.